Rodentolepis nana is the source of this 432-nucleotide messenger RNA. The record is from the annotation of a GenBank genome assembly. Lineage: Eukaryota; Metazoa; Platyhelminthes; Cestoda; Cyclophyllidea; Hymenolepididae.
AUGGAUCUGGAGGAAGAGCAUUUGCACGAGACGCACUCUGAAAAAAUUAUUCACUGUAGCGAUGGAAUUAUUAUUGAUCAUGCAAUAGAUUCUCAUGUCGAUAAUUGCAGAACAAAUAUUUGUGGUUCUCUUCAGCGAUCGCAAGUUGAUGAGACAGGGGAUGGGAACCACUGGUUUUUUGGUGACCUCUCGCGUCGCCUUCUCCAGGUUGUGGAUUGGGCUGGAGAACGACUGGCGAGUGCUGUUGGUCUCACUGGCUCCAAAUUCGAUGAAUACCUCUGGGAACGCGAGAAUCAGGACAAAGAACUAGCUGAAAGAGAGGCCAACACUUUUAUCAUCAAUCCAACAUCAAUUGAUAACAACAGCACCAUUCCUCUCGUGACAAGCCCAGGACCAGAUGGGCAGAAAGUUAUCAUGAAAGAGGUCAAUUAA